Molecule: messenger RNA, 1046 nt
Organism: Hibiscus syriacus
Lineage: Eukaryota; Viridiplantae; Streptophyta; Magnoliopsida; Malvales; Malvaceae
Product: 21.7 kDa class VI heat shock protein-like
Exons: 2
Coding region: 270-797 (175 amino acids)
Source: RefSeq, a predicted model, not a curated record
AAAAUCACAGUGCAAUAUCAAAUAUGGAUACUUUAGGACAAAUGAAGAGUCAAAGUUUCUUCUCAUCGGUGCUCAAUUUCCAGAAGAGAAUGAUUCCGUUUCUUUCUUUUUUUACUUUACACUCUUCAAAAUGUUCCCUGGGAAUCUGUCCACUGCUUUAUCAAAAAGACUCUCAUUCAGACUAUAAGAUGCCAAAUUCUCACUAAACUCUCUCGCAGGAUAACUCUGAAAAUCAUAGUUUUUUUGUUGUUUGGUUUUGUAGUCUUUCAAUGACUAGUUGUCUUAAACUUGAAGUUCAAACAGAAGAUCAACCCCCUCACAAAUGGUGUGUUUCAUUAGCCGAAGACAAAUUCAAGAGGCUACUCUCCCAGGGAAAUCCAACAUUGCAUAAGGUAUUUGGGGAAGGAUCAUUGCUUAGUCCACUUUUGUUUGAAAAAUUCUUUGAUCCAUCAGAUGCUUUUCCACUGUGGGACUUUGAAUCAGAUAGCUUAUUAUCAAAUCUAAGGAACUCCAGCAAGAGCUCGGUUGAUUGGUUUCAGACAGACCAGGCAUAUGUUCUUAAAGCAAAACUUCCAGGAAUAGGGAAAACGAAUAACGUACAAAUCCGUGUUGAAAAGGGAAAAAUUGUUGAAAUCUUUGGCCAACUAAAGCUGCUGCAAAGGGAAUCUCAGAAAAAAGAUUGGAGAAGCGGAAAUUGGUGGGAAUAUGGAUACGUAAGGAGGCUUGAACUACCAGAAGAUGCAGAUUGGAGAAGAAUAGAGACAUACCUAAGUAACGAUGUGGUUCUCGAGAUCUGAAUUCCUCGAACUCCUUUGCAUUUUGAUACUUCUGCUGAUGGAGUUGGCAAAAAAUCUGAAUGAAUGUGAAACAAAUUGACGCAGAAAAACGCUAAGAACAUGAUGAUCUGGGCAUGAUGAAAACUUUUUAUAUGAUAUUGCAACAUGAGAUAGACCCUGCAAGAAUAUGUGUAGUCAGAAACAUUUUUUCCAGAUAGAAGAAGCAAUGCCUGGUUGAUUAUCUGCAAUUCAGACCUGGAUUCUUGUUUC